UCAAGAUGGUAGCGUCUCAAUCAGGAAGUGCAAGCGAAAACUGAAGAGGGAUAGUUGGAUAAAAUUCCGUGUUGCGUCUCAUUUGACGCGAGUAAUUUUCGAAAACCGUCAAGUUUGGAUCAACAAUAACCGAUUUUUUUUUGUGGUCAUGGAGAGCACUUGCCAUUGUUAGAGGCACUUGCUUGGACUUAGCCAGUGCUUGUGCGGUGAUCUAAGGGUGCAAAGCCUAAGUCAGCUGGUGGUCAUGUGUGAAGCUGUGGUCUGAUGCCCACCCUCCCCACAGCACUGGCCAUGGACGGGGAGAACUAUCUGCAUCCAGAGGGGCCUCAGCUGGACAGUAGCCUAUUCUCUGCGGCCUCCUCUAACAUGGAGAGUCCUUCAUAUGCUUCAUCUGGUUCCUGGGGUUCCUACUCUCAGCCGGUUGGAUACAGCGUACACUGCCCUAUGCAACCUGGAAACCAGCAAUACCACUUGAACAGCAGCACCGCCACCACUCCGAAUGGGCACAUGGACUUCGGGAUGUACGUCUCUGAACCCCGCUUGAACUUCUCCCAGGACCUGUCCCAAAUCGAUGACCUCUCCAACAACUCUUUGUUCUCCUCACCGGCUGACUCUCUGUCGGAGUACACUGAUCCCCAGGCCUUUAUCAGCACAGACAGCCUGGCCCAAGUUCCCACUCUCUGGGAUGUCAACACCAGUACCACCACCACACCAGCACAGAGCCAACUAGAGCUGAAUGGUGGCAGCAGAUUUCAAGGUUUGGCCAGUUUGGAGGAUAUAACUGCCAUUAUCAGCACCCCACCUCUAGGAGGAGUCCAGGCUCCGAAAACCCAGUCUACGACAGAGGAGGAAGAGGAUGCUGAGGAGGAGGAGACAGAGGAGCUUGGACAUGUAGAUACAUACGCUGAAUAUAAACCAUCUAAAUCCACUAUUGGAGUCUCCCAUCCAGACAUUGUAGUGGAGACGAAUACGCUGUCCAGCGUCCCUCCUCCCGACAUCACUUACACGCUGUCCAUCCCACAGUCAACAAUCAACAGUGGCUUGCUUUCUGCACUACAGCUGGAGGCGAUCAUUUACGCCUGCCAGCAACAUGAGGUGAUUCUUCGAAACAACCAGAGGGCAGGUUUCCUGAUUGGAGAUGGGGCGGGGGUGGGCAAGGGCCGCACUGUGGCCGGAAUCAUUCUAGAGAACUAUCUCAAGGGCAGAAAGAAAGCAUUAUGGUUCAGCAUAUCAAAUGAUUUGAAAUUUGACGCAGAGAGAGAUCUCAAUGACAUAGAUGCACCCAGUAUUCCUGUGCAUGCCUUAAACAAGAUAAAGUAUGGAGACACAGCUACCUCAGAAGGAGUCCUGUUUGCGACUUACUCUGCAUUGAUAGGCGAGAGCCAGGCAGGAGGGCAGCACCGGACCAGAAUCAGACAGAUCCUGGACUGGUGUAAGCCGGACUUUGACGGAGUUAUUAUUUUUGAUGAAUGCCACAAAGCCAAGAAUGCCACAUCCACUAAGAUGGGCAAAGCUGUGCUUGACCUGCAGAACAAGCUGCCACUGGCCAGGGUGGUCUAUGCCAGUGCAACAGGUGCCUCUGAGCCAAAGAACAUGAUCUACAUGAGCCGCCUGGGGAUAUGGGGUGAAGGCACACCUUUCAAAGCCUUCGAUGACUUCCUGCAUGCCAUCGAGAAGAGAGGUGUGGGUGCCAUGGAGAUUGUUGCCAUGGACAUGAAAGUCAGUGGGAUGUACAUUGCCAGGCAGCUGAGUUUCUCAGGGGUGUCAUUCCGCAUUGAAGAGAUUGCCCUGGAUGAUGACUUUAAACUGGUUUACAACAAAGCUGCCAAACUGUGGGCAGAGGCGCUGCAGGUGUUCAUGCGCGCGGCCGAUGAGCUAGGCCUGGUAAGCCGGAAGUCUCUGUGGGGCCAGUUCUGGUCAUCUCACCAGCGGUUCUUCAAAUAUCUCUGCAUCGCCGCUAAGGUCCGCUGCUUGGUGGAGCUGGCCCAAAAGGAGCUUAAGGCUGGAAAGUGCAUUGUUAUUGGGCUGCAGUCCACAGGAGAGGCUCGCACCAGAGAGGUCCUGGAUGAGAAUGAUGGGCGCCUCGACAGAUUUGUCUCCGCUGCAGAGGGAGUGUUCCAGUCCCUGGUCCUUAAACAUUUCCCCUCUGAGAAACAAAGGAGAGAGAAAGGGCCUGGGAAUAAGAGAAAACGCAAGCCACGGGGCCGCCACUCCAAGCUCCCAAAGCACACAGUGGACAGUGGUGGUGUGAUCAACAUCAGCGAUGACAGCAGCACUGACUCUGAUGGCAUGGACACAGACUCUAACUCCUCACCUGACUCCCUGCUUGACAAUGAUGAUGUCAUCUUUGUCAACCACACUAGCUGCCAAACAGCCAGGAUAGAGGAGAUGAAGCUGGGCCUCCUCAACAAGAUAUCCGAGCUAGGAAAAGAACUACCUCUCAAUACCCUGGAUGAACUCAUAGACAAGUUCGGAGGACCAGAGAAAGUCUCAGAGAUGACUGGUCGUAAAGGUCGUGUAGUGCGUCGCCCUGAUGGCAUCGUCCGGUAUGAGUCAAGGGCUGAGCAAGGCUACACCAUUGACCACAUCAACGUCAAAGAGAAAAACCGCUUUAUGAGUGGCGAAAAGCUGGUGGCCAUCAUCUCAGAGGCAGCCAGCUCUGGUAUCUCCCUGCAGGCCGACAAACGAGUGAAGAACCAGAGACGCAGAGUCCACAUGACCCUGGAGCUACCCUGGAGUGCAGACAGAGCCAUCCAGCAGUUUGGUCGUACCCAUCGGUCCAAUCAAGUGACUGCACCAGAGUAUAUCUUCCUCAUCUCAGAGCUGGCAGGCGAGAGACGUUUUGCUUCCAUUGUGGCCAAAAGACUCGAGAGCCUGGGCGCAUUAACCCACGGGGAUAGAAGAGCCACCGAGACCAGAGAUCUGAGCAAAUACAAUUUUGAGAACAAGUAUGGUACCAAGGCUCUGGAUAAAAUAACCAAAGCUAUCCUUGGCCACAUAGAGAACAAGGUUCCUGCCCCCCAAGGCUACCCUGGAGGUGAUGCGAUGUUCUUCAGAGACAUGAAACUGGGAAUGAUGGAUGUGGGCAUCUUUUGUAAGGAGUCCAGGUUUGGGAUCAGUACUGAAAAAGACUGCAGCAUCACCAAGUUCCUGAACCGCAUCCUGGGCCUGGAGGUCCACAAGCAGAACCAUCUCUUUCAGUAUUUCACAGACAACUUCGACUACCUAAUUGAGAAGGACAAAAAGGAGGGCAAAUACGACAUGGGAAUCCUUGACCUUGCCCCAGGUAACGAUGAGAUCCAUGAGGAGAAACAGGAGACUUUCCUCACAGCCGGAAACCCUCAGGACGGACAGGUUGUUCUUUAUAAGAUCAGUGUGGACAGAGGCAUGCCCUGGGAAGAGGCCUAUGAGAGGGCACAGAAACUCACCGGUCCUGAUGAAGGGUUCUACCUAUCUCACAAGUUGCGAGGUAACCACCCAUGUGUGCUGCUGGCUGAGCAAGGCCGAGGCAAGAACUUCAUUGUCUUCAAGCCCAACAUUGGCAAGCAGACCCAUCCGGAGAGCCUGGACAACCUACAGAUGCGUUACCGCAAGGUGACUUCAGAGGAAGCCAAGGACAGCUGGGAGAACCAGUUCAACUUCUCCUUCAUGAAGUGUAGCCAUGCCAACUGGAAUGGCAAAUGUAAGAAGAUCGAGGAGGGCCAGGAAUGUUUGCAGGGCAUGCGUCUCCGUCAGUACCACAUGCUUUGUGGCGCUCUGCUGCGUGUGUGGAAGCGGGUGGCCGAUGUGGUCUCUGACAUCACCAACUCCAGCAUCCUGCAGAUUGUCCGCCUCAAAACCAAACAGCACAACAAGCAAGUUGGUAUCAAGAUCCCAGAAAACUGUGUGUCCCGUGUGCGUGACGAGCUGAUAAUUAUGAACGAGGAGGUAAAGAAAAGGCGGAUGGAGAGGGAAAAGCAGGCCAUGGAGCAACAGCUGGCUGAGAAGCGCAAGCUGGAACAAGUGAACAAACAACUCUUUGCCAAUCUGCUCAGCCAGAACCACAUCCAGAACCAGUCCCUUGCCCUGAACCAGUCCCUUGCCCUGAACCAGUCCCUUACCCCAAAACUGAACCAAAACCCUCUACAAAGGACUCCAGCGCACAGCAUCUCCCAAUUAUCGCAACAGAGAGCCCAGGCCCAAACCCAAUCCACUUUACAACGGGCCUCCCAGAACUUGACACACUUGUCCUUACAGAGGAAUCCCAGCCAAACCCAGCAAAGGACCCAGGCCAACCAGCCAAAUGUCAACACCACCACAAACCACAGCCUUCUACCCAGCAUGGCUAGCCUCAGUACCCCUUUUGCCCAGUUUUCACCUGAGCAAUUCUUGUCCUCAUUUUCUCCCUCUCAGUCCUCACUGCUUGGCCUCCCCUCAUCCAAGAAUCCUCUGGAUGAAAUCCUGGACCUGACAGUAAGCUCCCCGUCCCCCUCCCCAGACAGUACGGAGGGCGGGUUCAAAGAUGACUGUGCGCUAGAGUCCCUGAUCUCUUGUAGUGCGCUUAACUCCCAACACACUGCACAAACCCACCAGCUGCCGCAUCUCUUGCUGCAGCAACAGCAGCAGCAACAUCUGCAAAUCAGACAGCAGCUGGAGAGCCAGAGCUUACUGGUCAACAACCGUCAGUCGGACUUCAUAGAACUCUUACAAUUGCCCGUACCUUUCUCACUGUCCGCACAAAGAGCCAACCCUUUAUCCUCUACCUCCUCUUCCUCAUCCACCCAUUCUGUCCCCAACAACAUGGGGUCUCACGUCUCUGCAGGCCUCUUCUCCACUUCUACCCUAAUCCCCCCGUCGUCCUCAUCUCUUUUUUCCAACACACCCUCCAACUCUCUCUUCUCCUCCCCCUGCCUCCUAUCCUCACCAGGCUCACUGUCCCUACCCAAUGGCCACUGUAAUUCUGAUACGCUCAAUGCACGCGAGGCCCUGAACAGCAUGCUACAGGCUGGGUCGGACCGCAAGUCUGUCAUUCAGUACCGGCAACCAGAAUGAGAUGCUGCUUGGCAACAGCUCAUCUGGACUGUUUUGUUUGGUUGUGUUUUGUUUGGAUCAGAUAGUGUCUUGUCCGCUGCUGUCUGUGAAUGCACCCUUAGACCUGCUCCAACUCCCCUCAGGGCCUAUAGUCACAUCACUGCCUGUCCUGUCCUGUAUAGUGCUACAGUUCACCCUUCUCUCUGUCUCACCUUAGCAUUCACCUGCCAAGGUUGCAGUCACCAGUCCUGACUAUGGAGUUGCUGUGGAGAGUGUGAGGGGGCUCCGCCAAUAUCAAAUUCUUACACCAAAGUGUCCCCUUAGUGGUGAAAGGCAGCUGUAAAAGAGUUAGAUUUUGCCAUUUGAAAAACCCAUGUGACAGCUAUUUGUUGUGCAACGCACUCGCUGUCAAAUAAGAGUUCAUUCAUUUGAGGUAGUUCAUGUGGCGAACCCUUUACCCAUGUGCUAGUAUCCCUUGCUGAUUUUAUAUGGUUGCUGUUAUAGUUGCUGGGACCCAAAUGCCUUUCACCAGUAUCAACCACACACGUUCUGCAACAAGGCUAUAUGUUGAAGGCUUUGUUUGAAUUAAACCCAAGUUUUAUCCAAACAAUUCUGUUUGACUGGGAAACAAAGACCACAGAUAAGAUCUUUUAGCUGGUUACGAUGCCUGCUCAAUAGUCUAGGUGUAGAAAUCCCAGAAAAAUAAAUCAGUUCAUAUGGACACCAAAUUUAGUGAGAAAACAUUUUGUCAUGACGAGAAAUUAUGACGUCACUUAGAUGAGUGACGAAACGUUUUCCCACGUAAACGUUUAGCCAUGAAAUGCCUCCAAUUUCAUUUUCCUCUCCAUAACCCUUCUUGUUUCUCUCCCAGCUUGUAUGAACACUUGCCUGUGUCUCGCGUGAUGAGGAAGGGAGAGGAAGAGCAGUCUGUUGUUGCAAACAGUGCCUUUUGGAAAUAUCUACUAUAAAUGCAGUCUUUAAAAUCCCGUAUAAGCCUAGUGUAUAGAUUUGUACUUGAGCAUCUGUCAGUUUUAAACUUAAUUUAUGAGGAUAUAUUUGUUGUUAACUUCCAGCCCCUCGGUCAUCCAGUAGUUGUUGAUGUUUUCCUACGCUGGUGGUGGGGCUAUUAAAAAAAAAAAAACUGACUUGAACCCGCACACUAAGGCUGUAUGUGUCCGGAUGUCUAUCUGUGGAACCCACAGCUGUCGGUGGGGCAGUAGACUCUCCCCUGACUCUGUGGUCACUUCAUCCCAGCAGACAAGGAAAGGAUACCAGGAGUCACUGUGGGAAAAACUCUGUCGAGCAGAAUGGGUUGAACACGUGUCAAAAAAAAGAAAGAAAAAAAUCCCCUACUUUUUUUUUUAAAUCCAACAAUAACUUUUAGUGAUGUGACUCCUGGUUUGCUUUGAUUUUGAAGUUCUCAGGAAAGUCUAGAGUGCAUACUUUUUACGUGUUUUCUCUAUGUGUUUUUAUUUUCUUGACCAAUAUUGGUAUAAAGGAUUGUUUUCAGCCCGUAUCUGUAUGACCAUGUGAGAACCUGUGACAUCUGGCCGUUGUUGUGUGAAAGUGAUGCACUGUGGUUGGUUCAUGACAAAAUUCCUGGGUAAAUUCAUGUGAUCGAAAAGCAAUAAAAUCCACGUACUCGGUUGUUAUAAAAUAGAAAAAGCCCAAGUACCGUUUAUGCUCAACAACGGGCAGAACUUAGUGACUACCUGUGCAUGGUAUAAAUUGGAUUCUCAUUAUUUCUGUUAUGCUUCAUCGUCUAAUAGUCAAAAAUGGCUGAAGUGCAUAUAACUUUGUAUAGAAUAAUGUCAUGGGAUGAAAGCAGAGUAUUCUUGGUGUUUUUGUCAUUGUUAUUAUGAAAGUUAUUAUUAUUGAUAUUUAUAUUUAAGGGAUAUUUAGAUUUUAGAUAUGUUAUUCUGAUUAUUACAUUUAGUUAACAAAAGCAUUUGGUCAGGGAAGUUUCUAGUUUUCAAGAUUACUAUUAAACAAAACAAAGUUUAUUAUAACCUGCCACCAAAUAAUAUUGCACUGUUCUGUACUGCUGUACAGUGUCUGGUUUUGUUUCUGCUCAUUUCAACUUUGCUUUUCCUCGAGCAGAGUUGUUUUUGUUGCCCCCCCCCUCGCCGCCUGUACAGAUUCUGCCAGGGCUUUAGUUUGCAGAGAAAUACCAAAGUGUUCCCCAGACAGACACCCCUGAAUUUACUGGCUCUGCGAUAUCUGAUCUGUUCUCAAUCUCAGGAAGAAACCUAAAAUAAAUGUGUUGGUGGGGUUUGUUUUGGAGAAAUAUAUCUUUUUUUUUCUUUUUUUUUUUCCUUGUAACAAGCGGUGAAACUAACCAAUACGUUUGAUUACUAUUUCACUUUUUUUCCACUCUGUGCUGCGACUCCUUUUGCUGUAUUUUUUCGUGUUUAAGAUUUAAUGUGAUGGGGUUGUCAUUGUUGUGAACAUGUCAGUGAUUCUAAGUGUUUAUGCCUUCUUCUUCUUCUUUUUUUUUUUUUUUUUUUAAGAUUAUUUUUUCGGCAUUUCCCGCUUUAUUUGACAGUGAUGGUAGAGAGACCGGUGUUUAUGGCUUCUUAGGGCAACGAUCAAAGAGCCGUUCCUUUUUCCAAGGAACAUCAUUUUCUUUGGGCUGUUUAUUCUCUAGUUUUUCUUGCAAGUUAUCCGACAAUGAAUCCCGAUAAACGAUGACAGACUCCGAGCAGGUUUGCACCCAGGUUCAGCUUGGCUGUGCAGUUGACUGCGCAAGUCCCUCUCUCACCAUGACAGGUGGGUUUGAUUCAGACUGGCAUGUAGCUCGCCGCAGUAUCUCAGAUGCUCGGUAUUGGCCCUCGUCUUUCACUCACGAAGCGAGAUUGUACCCUUGUGUCUUUCGUCCCACUGCUUCAGUGUCCUCCUUCGCUGUGCUUCUAGUAUUCCUCCUCAGGCACAUUCCGAGACGUCAAGUGGCAUCACACGAUGUAGUUGUUACGAGGUUAGACAGGUUCAGCUUCACACAUCUGCUGGAUAGGCUACAGAUAUGGACCUGCAUUUUGGAAAACAAAAUCUGCCUUUUUUUUUCUUUCUUGUUCUUAGGAGCCCCGUUACUUGGAUUAUUGUACCAAGGCCUUUUUUUUCUUUUUUUCGUUUGUAUCAUUUUGCACUAAGAAUGGCAUAAUCAAGUUACUGUUGUCUUGUUGGUUAUGAUUGAGAGUUGUAGACUUGUGUUCCUGACCUUUCAACGGAUCGCUACUCGUAUAUGAUAUUCAUCUUCCUUGUUUCUCCACCUUUUGCAUAUUAUAUAAAUGUUAUCACAUUCAGUAAUUUAUUGCUAACAAAAAUGAAACAAAAAACAUGCUACUGAUUGUAUGUAUUUUUAAACAAAGCCUAUUUUUUCUGUAAAAAAAAAAACUGUGUUCAGCACUUUUAUUCUGGGUUGUGCUUUUGUUUUUCUAUAUAUUUAUAAUUUAGAUCGAAAUGUGUAUAUACUGUAAAAAUUGUGCCUUUCGACUAAUUCUUUAAAAAGGUUUUCUACUCAUAAAAGGAAGGAAUAUAUCAUAUUGCAAUCUUAACUUUGUAAACAAAUAAAACUUGAAGAUUGCUGAAA
This is a messenger RNA of Lampris incognitus (smalleye Pacific opah), 8596 nucleotides long. RefSeq names its product protein strawberry notch homolog 2 (gene sbno2b). The record is from RefSeq and is a predicted model, not a curated record. Gene Ontology annotation, biological process: regulation of DNA-templated transcription. The coding region runs from base 265 to 5031 and encodes 1588 amino acids. Lineage: Eukaryota; Metazoa; Chordata; Actinopteri; Lampriformes; Lampridae. Gene Ontology annotation, molecular function: chromatin DNA binding; histone binding. Gene Ontology annotation, cellular component: nucleus. The transcript is spliced from 32 exons.